This is a messenger RNA of Anopheles moucheti, 437 nucleotides long. RefSeq lists its product as uncharacterized. Gene Ontology annotation, biological process: tRNA 5'-leader removal. The transcript has 2 exons. The record is from RefSeq and is a predicted model, not a curated record. Bases 99 to 437 code for a protein of 112 amino acids. Gene Ontology annotation, cellular component: ribonuclease P complex. NCBI's taxonomy places the organism in Eukaryota, Metazoa, Arthropoda, Insecta, Diptera, Culicidae.
CAGCCUGGUGGUGUUUCAUAAUCGUCGCAUCAAAACACACAAAACAUGCUUUCACAGUGAAUCACAUCAAUUUUAAGCGGCUUGAGUAUGGUUAUAUUAUGAGUGGAUACAUAUAUUUCGACGUUGAAAUCAAACUUGCCAGGCAGCCGAACCAGCUAUCCGCACUCUACUUGAAAUCCAGCAUAGACCAUUCGCUGACGAAAAUAUUCGGAGAAAUUGGCGGUCAGACCGAGGUGGACCUACUAAAGUUCGACGAAGAGCGACAGCACAUAAUUCUUCGUGUUCCAAAAGAGUUUUACGUAAAGCUGCGGGCAGCUAUCACGCUGAUAGGAGAGUACCAAGGAGUGCCGUGUAAUUUUCAGGUGAAGAAAGUGUCGCCGGUUCUGCAUACAUUGGUGGAAACUCAUUUGGACUUCGGAAGUGAGACUGUUCAGUGA